Molecule: messenger RNA, 2964 nt
Organism: Rattus rattus (black rat)
Lineage: Eukaryota; Metazoa; Chordata; Mammalia; Rodentia; Muridae
Gene: Kcnn1
Product: potassium calcium-activated channel subfamily N member 1
Exons: 10
Coding region: 137-1753 (538 amino acids)
Biological process (GO): potassium ion transmembrane transport
Cellular component (GO): neuron projection; neuronal cell body; plasma membrane
Molecular function (GO): calmodulin binding; small conductance calcium-activated potassium channel activity
Source: RefSeq, a predicted model, not a curated record
GGCCGCGGCGGGGACGCGCUGGCACGCGGGUCCAGGUCCCCGCUGUCGCCCGCAGGUCUGUUCGGAAGCCCUUCUGCUGAACCAUGCUGGGCCCCAAGGGGCCUGCUGCAAGUCCAGCCCACGGAGGCAGGUGGCCAUGAGUAGCCGCAGCCACAAUGGCAGUGUGGGGCGGCCUCUGGGCAGUGGGCCUGGAUUCCUGGGCUGGGAACCUGUGGACCCCGAGGCAGGCCGCCCCCGACAGCCCACCCAAGGCCCCGGCCUGCAGAUGAUGGCCAAGGGUCAGCCUGCUGGGCUGUCACCCAGUGGCCCCAGGGGCCACUCCCAGGCGCAGGAGGAGGAAGAAGAAGAGGAAGAUGAGGACAGGCCAGGCUCAGGGAAGCCCCCGACCGUCAGCCACCGCCUGGGCCACCGUAGGGCCCUCUUCGAGAAGCGUAAACGACUCAGUGACUAUGCACUCAUCUUUGGCAUGUUUGGGAUUGUCGUCAUGGUGACAGAAACAGAGCUGUCCUGGGGUGUGUACACCAAGGAGUCUCUGUGCUCGUUCGCCCUGAAAUGCCUCAUCAGCCUCUCCACUGUCAUCCUGCUUGGCCUUGUCAUCCUCUACCACGCCCGAGAGAUCCAGCUGUUUCUGGUGGACAAUGGUGCCGAUGACUGGCGCAUUGCCAUGACGUGGGAGCGAGUGUCCCUGAUCUCGCUGGAGUUGGCUGUGUGUGCCAUCCACCCAGUGCCUGGCCACUACCGCUUCACAUGGACGGCACGGCUGGCCUUCUCCCUGGUGCCGUCAGCAGCCGAGGCGGAUGUGGAUGUGCUUCUGUCCAUCCCCAUGUUUCUGCGCCUCUAUCUGCUGGCUCGGGUCAUGCUCCUGCACAGCCGCAUCUUCACGGACGCAUCCAGUCGCAGCAUCGGAGCCCUGAACCGUGUCACCUUCAACACACGCUUUGUCACCAAGACACUCAUGACCAUCUGCCCUGGCACCGUGCUGUUGGUCUUCAGCAUCUCCUCCUGGAUCGUCGCUGCGUGGACAGUGCGCGUGUGUGAGAGGUACCAUGACAAACAGGAAGUGACCAGCAACUUCCUGGGGGCCAUGUGGCUCAUCUCCAUUACCUUCCUGUCCAUCGGCUACGGGGACAUGGUGCCGCAUACCUACUGUGGGAAGGGCGUGUGUCUGCUCACCGGCAUUAUGGGAGCAGGCUGCACUGCACUCGUGGUGGCCGUCGUGGCCCGGAAGUUGGAACUCACCAAGGCUGAGAAACACGUGCACAACUUCAUGAUGGACACACAGCUCACCAAGCGGGUGAGGUUAAAACGCUUCGCUGCAAACGUUCUCAGGGAGACAUGGCUCAUCUACAAACACACCAGGCUAGUGAAGAAGCCAGACCAAAGCCGGGUUCGGAAACACCAGCGUAAGUUCCUUCAGGCCAUCCAUCAGGCGCAGAAGCUCCGGAGUGUGAAGAUUGAACAAGGGAAGGUGAAUGAUCAGGCCAACACGCUGGCUGACCUGGCCAAGGCACAGAGCAUCGCAUAUGAGGUGGUGUCGGAGCUGCAGGCCCAGCAGGAGGAGUUGGAGGCCCGUCUGGCUGCCCUGGAGAGCCGCCUGGAUGUCCUAGGCGCCUCCCUGCAGGCCCUACCAAGUCUCAUAGCCCAAGCCAUAUGCCCUCUACCACCACCCUGGCCCGGGCCCAGUCACCUGACCACAGCCGCCCAGAGCCCACGAAGCCACUGGCUGCCCACCACGGCAUCAGACUGUGGGUGAGGGCCUGCUGGUCACUAGACUGCUUAAUCUCGGCCAUUGUGUGGCCACAGCUAGCUCCUCACUGUUCUGGACCUCCGGACGACUGAGUUUGCAAGCUUGGGUGGAACUGAACUGACUGGACUGGCAUUCAUUCCUCUGAGGCUGGACCAUGAGAUCCAUGGCCCCUUAGCUGUCCAAAGCCCCAGGAGGGCAAGGAGUAGUAGAAGGGGGGCCUCGACAUUUCUAAGUAAAUCAGAAGCCUCCAGCCCACUUCCUGUUUACAUGGCAGGGGGGCCAUGACCAUCUCCCCAGAGGAGGUGGAUGACCCAGCCUGUGGGUUCCUGAAUGGGCAAGGACAGAGGUGGAAAGUCACUGCCCAUGCAUUGAGUACUUGCUGUAUACAGGGACUGAUACAAUGACUUUUCUUCAGGAUCUAAUUGGAGUAAGGUACAAACAAAUGAAGGUUCAGAGAGGUGAGGCCACUUGCCUGCAGUCACACAGCAAUGGUCUGAGGCAGACACACUUGUCAAACAGCAUAGGUGGAUAGAUUCUACUUGGGGAUCCUCAUGUCAAAGUAAGGGCACACGGGAGGGUAUGGGGGCAGAUGUGAGAGGGUGAGAGGCCAGGGUUACAGACAAGCAAAAUCACCAUGGUCCCUUCAGACCUCAGGUUCCAUCCAGACUUUGGGUACUUGGGGAACACCAAGACACCUCACAGGGGUAGGUGGCUUGUCACAAUCAACCAUGGAGCCUAAGUCAUGGCAGCCCCUGAUAUGGACGUUAGCCACCUGUCUCAGGAGAUAGUAGACCUGAACUGAAUCCCAGGGGCCCAGCUUGGACUCUACAAGUUUGUGGGCAGGAGCUGCGGGGUGGAGCGGGGGUGGGGCUGGCUUUAUUUCCCUGCUGCUAUGGGGCAAGUCUCUAAGGGGAAACAGGCCUAACCUAACCCCCACAGGGGUCAGACAGUAGGUGCUCAAUAAAUGCUCCCUCUUCCUGAGACUGCCCAUGAAGGCUUGGGAAACAUAGCCUCAUCCUGUUCCUUCUGAGUCCAGUGUUAGCUCCUGUCCAUGAGGAGGGGACUGGGAUCAAAACAGGACCGGAAGAAAUAAGGCAGGUCAAUGUGACACAUGCCUUUAUUCCUAACACUUGGGAGGCCAAGGCAGGAGGCUUGCAAUGUAUGCACAGUAAGACCUGGGAGUGGCACAGAAAUAAACAAGGCUGGAGGUGACUUGA